Messenger RNA from Schistocerca nitens (vagrant locust), 1556 nucleotides. It is a transcript of the gene bug, whose product is annotated as thioredoxin domain-containing protein 15. Gene Ontology annotation, cellular component: cilium. Bases 111 to 1085 code for a protein of 324 amino acids. Gene Ontology annotation, biological process: cilium assembly. The record is from RefSeq and is a predicted model, not a curated record. NCBI's taxonomy places the organism in Eukaryota, Metazoa, Arthropoda, Insecta, Orthoptera, Acrididae. The transcript has 6 exons.
CUUAUGAAGUUGGCAGUUCCGACCAAAACAUUUGACAGAAACAAGUGCAAGUUAAUCCAGAGUGCAGACUGCAGACGAUUGGGAACAAUGUUUAGUGGCAAACAUUUGGAAUGAGUAUUGAAGCUCUGUUACUUUCUUCGUUUUUUGUGUUAUUUGUGUCAGUUGGUGUUUGUGCAGAAGAUUUAGGACUCCAGUCUGUUGCUGCUUUGAAUAGCGAAGUAGACUCCUUCGGGCAUGAAAGUAAAUCUGAUGUUUUGCCUCUGCGAGCUACUGUAGUGAGCAAAAGAGUUGCAGAAUUUACGGAUCAGUUUAUAAAACAAGAUGAUCUGUCAUUAUCAUCAGAUGCUGAAGUACUCCAGGGAGAUGUUGAGGACCUGCAGGUGACAACUGCUCCUGCCUCUCAAACUGAAGAUAUUGAAACAGUGGAAAACUCAACAUUAAAUAAUACUGAUAAUGGCUUGAAUAGAAGUACACUUGUAUCCUGUGUUGUAGGAAACAGUAGUAUUGGGAAACCAGUGGAGCUGAUUAAUUCUACAAGAUUGUUGAGCCUUCUGGUAAGUGACCCCAAUGUGACACGACGUCGCCAGCCGGCAGAAUGCGUAAUGGUCCUCUUCUAUGCUCGUUAUUGUCCAUUUAGCAGCCUGGCAGCACCCCACUUCAAUGCCCUCCCUAGGGCUUUUCCAGACAUAAAAAUGGCUGCUAUUGAUGCAAUGAAAUACCACAGUUUCAAUACACAAUAUGGAAUUGUUGGUGUCCCCACAGUAAUGUUGUUCCACAAUGGUCGACCAGCUGCAAAGUUCAAUAAUUCUGAUUACACCUUAGAAAUGUUUGGACGCUUUAUAAUAGAAUAUACAGGCCUUGAACCCAAAAACAAAUUGUUUGUGAUGUCUGUUGACUUCAGUGGUCCUGUACCAAGUGUACCGGUCAAAGAGACUGAUUACUGUCUUGUCUUGUCAUGGGUGUUCAUAAUGCUGUGUGCAGUGUACUACUUUAGUAAGUCUGCAUGGUGGCAAUGGAUUGUAGAAGCUGUACAGAACUCUUGGAGAGAAGCAGAAGCACACCAUGAACAUGAACAUGUGGAGUGACAGUUAACCACUGUGCUUGUUGGAAGGGGACUGUGAACAUUUCCUGCUCUUGGAUUACAAUCGUUGUAUUGCUUGUCAUUCAGGGAUGGAUGCCUUAUUUUUUCCCAAACUUCAGUGCAUUUAAAUUAUCAGUUGCAGUUGAUAUUAUCUUUUAAUAGCAUUUUUGUUGAAGUUGAUGAAAUUAUGCUAUAUCUCAAGUGUCUCAUUACUGGAAAGAACAAGAUAUCUCCUUUAGCUUCUUGUAAAUCAAUUUAAAUUGAAACAGUGGAAUGAAGGGGAUUUGUCUGUUACUGAUGAUCAAUUUGAAGUGUUAAAAUAAAGAAAAUUGUACCUCUUUCAACCAAAGCAUUACUAUUUACAAAUGUCAGUGUUAUGUAAUCAGAUUAUAUAGUGUUCUUUCAGAAGUCAGUGUCACAUCUUGAUUUUCUUGUCAUCUGAAAAGUAAGUAAAGGUAGCGUCAUCUAAUUUCAA